Molecule: messenger RNA, 1596 nt
Organism: Aspergillus clavatus NRRL 1
Lineage: Eukaryota; Fungi; Ascomycota; Eurotiomycetes; Eurotiales; Aspergillaceae
Product: putative amidase
Exons: 3
Coding region: 1-1596 (531 amino acids)
Molecular function (GO): catalytic activity
Source: RefSeq, a predicted model, not a curated record
AUGUCCGUCUUGUUUACCUCGACCUCACCGGACAAUCCUGUGAAGAAGGAGGAUGCUCAACUUCUAUUGAAUGAUCUCGGGUUGACGAUCGCUCCUGAAGAGGUGGACGACUUCCAUACGCUCCUCGCUGCUGUUCAUGACUGCGCGGAGGAUGUGUCAAAGCUGCCAGACUACCAGCCUGUGCCCGACAUAUCACGCUACCCACGACAGGACGUACGACGGCCUGGCCCGGAGGAGCAAGUCUUCGGGCAAGCCUGGGCUCAUAGAUUCCUCAUUGAGGGCAAUAAAGAAGGAGGUUCUCUGGCUGGUAAGACAGUCAGCCUGAAAGAUUGCAUCGCAGUCGCUGGUGUGCCUCAGCUACUUGGUAGCGACGUGAUACCAUCUUGGACACCCACUACCGAUGCCACAGUUGUGAAGCGACUUCUGGACGCGGGUGUAGAUAUCCUAGGUACUUCAACAUGCGAAAAUUUCUGCCACUCGACCGGCUCAUAUACCAGUGCCCAGGGCACAGUCGAGAACCCACAUGCGGCUGGUUACUCUGCCGGCGGAAGCACGUCUGGCGGCGCUGCUCUAGUUGCGGGCGGCGUGGUGGAUAUCACAAUAGGGGGAGAUCAGGGUGGCAGUAUCAGGGUACCUGCGUCAUUCUGUGGCUGUGUUGGUCUCAAGCCAACUCAUGGCCUGGUUCCAUUCACUGGUAUCACAAGUGGCGAUGCUGUGAACGAUCACGCGGGUCCCCUGGCGCGGUCUGUACAAGAGGUCGCGCUAUGUUUGGAUGCCAUUAGCAGAUAUGAUGGAAUAGACGAUAGAUCACUCAGCAGCCCUAGGCCGGGAACAACCACAUUUGCUCAGACACUCCAAACAGAACCAGCCAGACUCGAAGGCUUCAACAUCGGCGUCCUCAAAGAAGGGUUCGAGCACAGUGCUGUUGACCCAACAGUCAGAAGCUGUGUCAUGGCUGCCGUGCAAAGAUUCAAGGAGCUUGGUGCUGUCAUCGAGGAAAUCUCUCUCCCCGAGCACCUGCACGGCCCCGCCAUCUGGACAAUCCAGCAACGCAUAGCAGGAUCCAUGAGUCUCUUGGGGCACGCGCAUGGGAGGCACGGGCUUUACAUGACGGAGCUGGACGGUGCAAGGCUUCCUUGGACGGAUGAAGGCUUCCAGAGAGCUUUUCCCGCGACCAAGAAUGUCAUAAUCAACGGCUUGUACCUCGCUUCGCGCUUCCCGGGCCUUUACGGCAAGACCAUGAACAUCGGUCGCAGACUUCGGGACCUAUACGAGAAUAUCUUCGAGAAUCACGAUGUAGUGGUCAUGCCUACCACGCCUGUUAUCGCAUCCAGGCAUGGAAAGCGUGGUCUUCCUCUGGAGUCAGUCAGGCCAAGUAUGGGACUUACGAUCAAUACCGCCAUAUUCGAUGUCACAGGCCAGCCUGCCAUGUCAAUCCCCGUUGGGUUUGCCUCUGCCAAAGAUAAUGUGGACGUGCAGUUGCCGGUUGGAAUGCAGAUUGUCGGUGGGUUGUGGCAGGAUUCCAAGGUUUUAAGAGCUGGUCAUGCAUGGGAGACCAAUUUUGAUUGGAAAGACAAUCGCUAUACCAUUAAUUAA